AUGAAGUUGCAGGGACUCAGCACCCCCCCUCCUCCUGCGAAGACGCCUACGCCUGGUGGGAAACCUCCGUCUCCUACAGGUGUGCUGAAGUUCCAGGCGAAUACGAAGAACCAGACCACCACUGUCCUCGAAAAUGUUGUGAGUGAGUUGGAGCGGAAGGCACGUUACUACUGGUUAUUGUUUAACCGGGAGAAGCGUAAGAAGGGUGAUUUACAGAAUCAGAACUAUUAUCUAUUGCACGAGAAUUUGAAGUUGAAUGAGCACGUGCGUGACGAGGGAGCGAAAUUGAGUAUUUUGGAGACGAAGUUAAACGAGAUACGUGCGGAUCCUGCGACGUUGAAAGCGAUAUUUGAAAGAGUGCAAUUAUUGUAUUAUCAAUUUGAUACAUUGACACAAAGUCUGGCAGGUGUGUGUGGUACAUUAGCAUUCGCACCACCGGAUACUGGUGAGGAAAAGAUUAAAUGUAUGUUGGACUAUUUAUAUCCCUGCCGGGCAUUGGACCCACGACUGGACGGUUUGUUUGGCGCUAUGUUAGAGAUAGCUGCGGGCAUUAGACAGAUGCCAAAAGAUGUUCAAAUUCCACCACCGCCAGGGUUUAGCGCAUUGGUUAAGGAGGGGGCAUAUCCAUGGAGUGUAGGGGGUGAUGCACCAAUAUACAUCCGCAAUCUGUUUCAACCGGAUGCAUCUGGUUCUCAACUUCUCAAAGCUCAAAUGCUGGCAAAAGAAUAUCUUGCACGAGAAGUCGAUCGAAAACAGGGCGAUGAAUCGGUUGUGCUAAAAGGCUUCAUUCUAGAAUUCGGUGAAAUCACACUACAUGACCACAAGUACCGUACUCCAAGCGGUAAACUCGUUGUAGUAUGCCGCUUCGACAAUGAGGCCACCAACGAAAUGAACAAGAUCGCGCCACCGUUCGUCAACGAAUAG
Molecule: messenger RNA, 924 nt
Organism: Gregarina niphandrodes
Lineage: Eukaryota; Apicomplexa; Conoidasida; Eugregarinorida; Gregarinidae
Exons: 3
Coding region: 1-924 (307 amino acids)
Source: RefSeq, a predicted model, not a curated record